CUCAUAAACCUCCUCAUAAGAAAAGAUUGGUGAUAUCAAAAUCAGAGAUGUCAAACGUGAGUUUUCUUGAGUUGCAGUACAAGCUCUCCAAGAACAAGAUGUUGAGGAAGCCUUCAAGGAUGUUCUCUAGAGAUAGACAAUCCUCAGGGCUGUCUUCACCCGGACCAGGAAGCUUCUCUCAGCCUUCUGUGAAUGAGAUGAGACGUGUUUUUAGCAGGUUUGAUUCGGAUAAAGACGGGAAAAUCUCUCAGACAGAGUACAAGGUGGUGCUGAGAGCGCUAGGACAAGAGCGGACGAUCGAAGAUGUGCCUAAGAUCUUCAAGGCUGUGGAUCUGGACGGUGAUGGGUUUAUUGAUUUCAGGGAGUUUAUUGAUGCAUACAAGAGAAGUGGAGGGAUUAGGUCUUCCGAUAUACGAAACGCUUUCUGGACUUUCGAUUUGAACGGGGACGGGAAGAUAAGCGCAGAGGAAGUUAUGUCGGUUUUGAGGAAGCUUGGGGAGAGAUGUAGCUUAGAGGACUGCAAGAGGAUGGUAAGAGCUGUUGAUGCAGAUGGUGAUGGAUUGGUUAAUAUGGAAGAGUUCAUGAAGAUGAUGUCUUCCAACAAUGUCUGAACAUAUCUCUCUCUGUUUCGUACAAUCUAAUUUCAAAACAUUAAAUUCUUGUAACUUUG
Messenger RNA from Arabidopsis arenosa, 670 nucleotides. NCBI's taxonomy places the organism in Eukaryota, Viridiplantae, Streptophyta, Magnoliopsida, Brassicales, Brassicaceae. The record is from the annotation of a GenBank genome assembly.